AUGGCGGCCGUUCAGGAUCAAGCGGCCAUCGACUUCGCCAGCAAACUCGCCGUCAAUGCCUUCAAGCUUCAAUGCUGCGACUCAUCCAUCUGCCAGGACUGCCAAGCCACUCUUCCUGAUGCCUGCCCAGAAGAAGCUGUAGCCCCGGCAGAUGCGACUGAAGGUGCUCUUGCGCCCGAGGCCACCGAUCCGCUUGCCCAGGUUGAAGAGUCCACGGAACUGGAGCAGGCCGAACAAGCGGGUGGAGCCGAGGAAGAUACUGUCGCACAGUCAAUCGAAGAGCCUGACCCUGAGAACCCCGAAUCCGAACAGAAGAAUGAGAUGGACCAAGGCGAAAAUCAAAAACAAGACCAAAACGGACAGAACGCUUCUCAACAAAACUUCCAAAACAUGAACUGGAACGCUGCUAACGGAUUCAACCCUAUGAUGAACAUGGCCAAUGGAUUCAACCCAAUGAUGGGCAUGAUGGGCAUGCCUGGAAUGAACCCCAUGUCCAUGUUCGGCGGUUUCGGUCCUGGCGGUAUGGGCAUGCAAGACAUGAGUGGUAUGAACAUGGGUAUGGGCUUUGGAGGCGGUUUCGGUGGCAAUUGGAAUGGACAGCAGGGAAUGGGCGGAAACUUUGGCGCUGGCUAUUAUCCCAACGCUGGAUAUAAUCAACCGCAAAUGCACCAAGGAGGCUAUGCCAAUCAACAGUUCCCCAAUCAUAAUAACUACCAGAACCAGAACCGCUUCCAACAACAGCGUGGUGGCUUUGCUGGCCGUGGGAGAGGCGGUGCUGCGUUUGCUGGUGGGAGUGUUGGCCCAUCUAACUCACAGACUCAGCAAGACGACGCUGCUUAUCCUCAAGAUGACGAACAAGGCGAACGUCGUCCUUCUCAAGCUGGCACUGAAUCGGCUGAAGCCGGUGCUGAAAGACACGAGUCCCAAUCUGUAGCUCCCGCAUCCCAGAACCCGGAGAAUGAUGCCCCUGCCCCAGAGCAACAGACAGAUGCUACCAACGAGGAUACUAACGAGCAGGUCCCUCAAGAUCAAGAGCAACCGGAAGAGCAAGGUCUCGAAAAUGGCGAUAACAUGCAAGGAAUGCAAGAUGAACAUGGCAAUCAGAUGAUGAACUCAAACAAUGAAGGUGAGCGUAACAAAAAUCGAUAUCAAGUCAUGUACUUAUAUAUCCAGGCCCANAACAUGAUGGAUCCCAACGCCUUCAACCCAGCCAUGAUGGGUAUGGGUGGCUUCAAUCCUGCAAUGGCGCCAAUGAUGCCUUUUGGCAAUCAAAACGGGUUCUUCCCGCAAAACAACUUCAACGGUGGAUUUGGUGGAAGAGGAAGGGGCGGUUACAGAGGCAGGGGCGGUUUCCGUGGCCGAGGUGGCUUCAACAACAUGCAUGGCGGCUUCAAUGGACACAUGUCGCAGACUCCAGAAGACUUCACUGUUGUUGCAGGCUCUGCUGAAGGACCUCCAAUUGAUGCUCCCAAGGGUCCCAAGGCCAUGCGUGAGGGCUUGCCCAAUAGUGGCAUCUACAGCAGAGGCGGCUUCCAAGGUGGAAGGAACGCUCAUCCUACCCCUACCCCUCAGCCUCAAUCUUUGCCAGCACAAUCUCCCCAACCGCAAAGAGAGCGCACUGCAUCGCCUGCUCGUGACGAUCGUGAGCGUGGCCGUUCGCCUUCACAUUCGAGAUCAGGCUCGCACAGUCGCAAGCGUAAGCACAGUGUCGACUCGCAAGAUAGCGAAGCACGAGCUCGCAGACGUGAGCGACGUCGCCGUCACGAAAGAAAAUACGACGACGAGGUUGCCGAUUCCGACAGAAAGGACGUGACAAGAUCUGACUCUGGCGAUGACGACGCAUCUAGAAGACGCCGUCGCAGAGACAGAGAAAAGCACCGUUCAACCCGCGAAAGCAGCAGAGACCGCGAUCACCGCCGCCGUCGCAGCAGAUCUCGUGGCGACAAAGACCACCGCAGUAACGGAGACGACCAAUCUUCCCGCACCAAGAGCCGUCGCGACCGUGACCGCGAUCGUGAAAGAGAAAAGGAACGCUCUGAUCGUGAUAGAAACGAUCGUGACCGUAAACGCUCUCGCAGAGACCGCUCGCCUUCAGCCAACGGCACCGCUGAUCAUUACUCUUCUUCCCGCCGCUCACGCCGCGACGACCAAGCCUCCACAAACGACGACCAAGGGUUCAAGAUCAAGGGCUCUCGCGGCAGCAAACCCUUCGCUCCACCCACCGGCCCUCGCAAAGACCGCAAUGACGACAGAGCUGCCAGACGUCCGAGUCUCCAAUCCGUUGCUGUGGCCCAAGACACCUCUGCUUCCGCCUCUGCUGACCCAUAUGCCCAAGAACGCGAAGCACGCAUCAAAGAACGCAUGGCCAAAGAGCAACAACGCCGUGAAUCUGCUACUAUGGGCAAGAGAGGCAGAGGUGAGGACGGCGGUAGACGAGGUUCGAAUGCCGGGUUUGAUGCGCCGACAGGACCAAAGGGAUCAAGGAAGAGCAGAAAGGUUAGUUAUAGAUAUGAAGAUGAGGAAGGAGAGGAAGCUAGAGCUGAGAGGGUCGAGCGGGAAAGAGAGGCUGGCCGAUGGGGAUAG
Aureobasidium musti is the source of this 2583-nucleotide messenger RNA. The record is from the annotation of a GenBank genome assembly. Lineage: Eukaryota; Fungi; Ascomycota; Dothideomycetes; Dothideales; Saccotheciaceae.